UCUCUAUGAUCCGCUACUGCGUUUAACGCUGGUAUCAUGGCGGCGAGCGUCGAGUUGGCAGGAAUAGUCUUCGGAACUGGGGAAAGUCACUAAAGCUGAGGAAGAAGUGGCCAGGCCGGGGAACAGGAAGUCGUGAGAAUGACCAGAAACCCCGCGGGUGUGACUGUGUCACUAGAGGCCAGCCCCUGGUAAAGCUCCGGGUCGGGCCUCUGCGUAUUUCGAAGAACCGUGUUGUGGUUCCAAACCUGGGCUCGUUAAUCGGGACUCGUUCCGCAGCGGCUCAGGACAGUCAGCUGGAUCAAGCGGGCUAAAUAGUUCACGAAACCCGCAGAGAUGUCGUCCUGGCUUGGGGGCUUCGGGUCCGGCUUGGGCCAGUCUCUGGGUCAAGUGGGGGGCAGCCUGGCUUCCCUCACCGGCCAGAUUUCAAACUUCACCAAGGAUAUGCUGAUGGAGGGUACGGAGGAAGUGGAAGAUUUAUCUAAUUCUGGAAGAAAGGAAAUUGAAGCCAUCUAUGCAGUCUUAAAAUCAGAGAAUGAAAGGCUUAAAAAACUUUGUAGUGAUCUAGAAGAAAAGCAUGAAGCAUCAGAACUUCAAAUAAAGCAGCAAUCUACAAGUUACCGAAAUCAAUUGCAACAGAAAGAGGUGGAAAUCAGUCAUCUUAAAGCAAGACAGAGCGCGCUCCAGGAUGAGCUGCAGAAACUGCAGCCAGCGGCUCAGUCGGUGCCCGCGGGGGCUGACAGUGCACCCGCAGCCGCUGUGCCAUCUUCUUCCAGUUAUGGGCUCCAUCAUCGCACUGCAGCAUUCUACGACGAUGACAUGGACUUUGGCGACCUAGUGUCAUCACAACAGGAAAUAAACAGAUUGUCAAACGAAGUCUCAAGGCUUGAAUCUGAGGUUGGCCACUGGAGGCGUAUUGCUCAGGGACAAGGAACAUGUAGCUCUGAUCAAAGUGAAAUCUGCAAACUGCAAAAUAUUAUUAAGGAACUGAAACAGAACCGAAGCCAGGAAAUUGAUGACCAUCAACAUGAAAUGUCAGUAUUACAGAAUGCACAUCAACAGAAACUGACAGAUAUAUGUCAUCGACAUCGAGAGGAAUUAAGCAGCUAUGAAGAACGAAUUGAAGAACUUGAAAAUCUAUUACAGCAAGGUGGCUCAGGAGUUACAGUAACUGAUAACUCUAAGAUGUGUGAAAUGCAGAAAACCAUUCAGGUUCUACAAACUGAAAAAGUGGAGUCUACAAAAAAAAUUGAAGAACUUCAGAAUAAAAUGAAAGACAUAAAUAAAAAAUUAUCUUCGGCAGAAAUUGACAGAGACACCUUGAGGAGAGAACAAGAACAGCUAAAUAUGGAAAACAGACAAAUAAUUGAACAGUGUGAAAGUUUGAAACUGGAAUUGAAGAGUUAUGCUAUGGAGCAAAAUGAUACUGUGACAGGAAAGGAAAGAGCUCUUCCACAGAGUUCCUCCAAGGAAGAAGUGUUUAGACCACAAGCACUGUCUGAUGCUGAAAAUGAAAUGAAACUGAGUAGUUUGAACCAGGAUAACAAUCUUGUUGAAGACAAUAUGAAAUUUAGAAUGCAUAUUGAAGCCUUAGAAAAAGAGAAGUCAUUGUUGAGUCAAGAAAAGGAAGAGCUUCAGAUAUCACUCUCAAAACUGAAUAAUGAAUGUGAAGUAAUUAAAAGUACAGGUGUGAAAGACAUGAAUUCGGAUUCAGAAUUACAUGACUUACGACUUAGGUUGGCGGCAAAGGAGCAGGAACUAAAUGAGAGUAUCAAUGAAAAAGAAAUGCUGACAGCUGAGUUAGAAGAAUUAGACAAACAGAACCAAGAAGCUACAAAGCACGUGAUUUUGAUAAAAGAUCAACUAUCAAAGCAACAAAAUGAAGGAGAUGGCAUUAUAAAGAACUUGAAACAAGAGCUAGGUGAUGAAAAAAAGAGAAGCCAUCAGCUAGAGGAUGACAAAAUGAACAUCAUUCGAGAGUUAGACCUGCAGAAAGAAAAGUUCACUCAAAGUGAACUUGUUCUAAAAGAUUUGCAUUUAACUAAGAAAAAGCUUGAAGAAGAAGUAGCAGAUUUAGUAGAUCAACUAAGCAAAGCAAAGAAAAAUAAUUUAAAUAUCCAGAAGGAGAACUUUCAACUGAAGGAACACGUAAGACAAAACGAAGAGGAAUUGUCUAGAGUCAGGAGUAAGUUAACUCAGUCUCUUAAUCAAACCUCUAACAUUCAUUUCAAAGAUGACUUACUUAAAGAAAGGGAAAGCGAAAUUAGAAACUUACAGCAGAAUCUGUCAGAAAUAAAACAGCUCAAUGAAAAUUUAAAAAAAGCUGCUUCUGAUCUCAAAAUGGAAAAUGAAAAGUUGGUUUUAGAAUGUGAAGAUGUCCGGCAUCAGUUGGAAGAAUCUAUUGCUAGUCAUAGUCAAAUAUCUCAGGAAAGAAACACUGUUGUUGAGACUCUAAAAAGGGAAAAGGGACAAGUAGAAGCAGAAAGGGAAAAAGGAGAGAUAGAAGCAGGAUGGAGUGUUUUGGAAGAAGCAAACAAGUAUAAGCAAACCACUGAGGAGCUGUCAAAUGCAAGCGAUACCUCUGCCUUGCAAUUGGAACAUAUGCAUUUACUUAAACUCAGUCAAGAGAAAGACUUUGAAAUAGCAGGACUUAAAAAGAAUAUGGAGCAAAUGGCUAGUGAUCAUAAAGAAACUAAGGAAAUUUUGUCAUCUAGUUUAGAAGAGCAGAAGCAACUGACACAAGUCAUAAGUGAGAAAGAUAUUUUUAUUGAUAAACUUAAAGAAGAGAGUUCAAAGCUACAGGAGGAAUUAGCUACAUGUUCUCAAGCCUUAAGAAAAAAUGAAAUUUUAAGGCAGACCAUAGAAGAAAAGGACAGAAGUCUUGGGUCUAUGAAAGAAGAAAAUAAUCAUCUGCAAGAAGAACUGGAACGACUAAGGGAACAACAGAGUCGAGCUCUGCCUGUGGCUGAGCCUAAAACCCUCGAAAGUGUCACAGAACUAGAAUGUGAGGUGUCUCAGUUGAAUAUAAUCAAAGAUCAUCUGGAAGAGGAGAUUAAACAUCAUCUCAAGAUAAUUGAAGAUCAAAACCAGAGUAAGAUGCAACUACUUCAGUCUCUGCAGGAGCAGAAGAAGGAAAUGGAUGAGUUUAGAUACCAACAUGAGCAGAUGAAUGUCACACACACCCAGCUUUUUUUAGAGAAAGAUGAAGAAAUUAAGAAUUUACAAAAAACAAUUGAACAAAUAAAAUCCCAGUUGCAUGAAGAAAGACAGGAUAUUCAAACAGAGAGUUCUGAUAUUUUUCAAGACACUAAGGUUCAGAGUCUUAACAUAGAAAAUGGAAGUGAAAAGCAUGACUUAUCUAAAGCUGAGACUGAGAGAUUGGUGAAAGGAAUAAAAGAACGAGAGUUGGAGAUUAAACUUCUAAAUGAAAAGAAUAUAUCUUUAACUAAACGGAUUGAUCAGCUGUCCAAAGAUGAGGUUGGCAAACUCACUCAGAUUAUCCAGCAGAAAGACUUGGAAAUACAAACUCUUCAUGCUAGAAUUUCUUCAGCUUCUUAUACCCCGGAUGUUCAACAGCAGCUGCAGGCCUACAAUAUGGAAAGAGAACAAGUAUUCGCUGUUUUAAAUGAGAAGACAAGGGAAAAUAGCCAUCUAAAAACUGAAUAUCACAAAAUGAUAGAUAUCAUUGCUGCCAAAGAAGCAGCCCUCACUAAGUUGCAAGAUGAAAAUAAGAAACUGUCCACUAGAUUUGAAAGCAGUGGCCAAGAUAUGUUUAGAGAGACUAUUCAGAAUUUAUCACGUAUCAUUCGAGAAAAAGACAUUGAAAUAGAUGCAUUGAGACAGAAAUGUGAGACUUUAUUGGCUGUUUUACAGACUUCCAGCACUGGUACUGAGGGAGGUGUUAAUAGUAACCAGUUUGAGGAGCUCCUGCAGGAGCGGGAUAAGUUAAAACAGCAAGUAAAGAAAAUGGAGGAGUGGAAACAGCAGGUGAUGACCACAGUGCAGAAUCUGCAGCAUGAGUCUGCCCAGCUUCAAGAAGAACUUCAUCAGCUUCAGGCACAAGUUUUGGUGGACAGUGAUACUAACUCUAAGUUACAAGUGGACUACACUGGCCUGAUUCAAAGCUAUGAGCAGAAUGAAACCAAACUUAAAAAUUUUGGGCAAGAAUUAGCACAGGUUCAGCACAGUAUAGGUCAGCUCUGCAAUACAAAGGACCUUCUUUUAGGAAAGCUUGACAGUAUUUCACCCCAUCUCUCUUCUGGCUUACUUAGAGCAAGUACGUCUACUUUAUCAAGUGACUCUGCCCAGUUGCUUCAACUAGAGUUAGAAAAGCUAAGAAAAUCACUGCAGGAAAAAGAUGCAACAAUUAGAACUCUCCAGGAAAAUAAUCACAGAUUGUCUGAUUCAGUUGCAGCUACCUCAGAGCAAGAAAGGAAAGAAUACGAACAAACCGAUUCAGAAAUUAAGCAGCUGAAAGAGAAACAAGAGGUUUUACAGAACUUACUUAAGGAAAAAGACCUCUUAAUCAAAGCCAAAAGUGAUCAGUUACUUUCUUCAAAUGAAAAUUUCACUAACAAAGUUAAUGAGAAUGAGCUUUUGAGGCAGGCAGUAACAAACCUGAAGGAGAGAGUAUUAAUUUUAGAAUUGGAAAUUGCUAAACUAAAAGUGGAAAAUGAAAAAAUAAUCGAAACAUCCAUGGCAAAAGAAACAGAAUACCAAGCAUUGCAAGAGACUAACAUGAAGUUCUCUAUGAUGCUUCGAGAAAAAGAAUUUGAAUGCCACUCAAUGAAAGAGAAGGCUCUUGCUUUUGAGCAACUGUUGAAAGAAAAAGAACAGGGCAAGACUGGGGAGUUAAAUCAGCUUUUAAAUACAGUUAAAGGAAUGCAGGAGAAGACGGUUACAUUUCAACAGGAGAGAGACCAAGUCACAUUGUCCCUGAAACAGAAACAAAUGGAAAACAAUGCCCUACAGAAUGAGGUUCAACAUUUACGUGACAAAGAAUUACGGUUAAACCAGGAACUAGAGAGAUUGCGUAACCAUCUUUUAGAAUCAGAAGAUUCUUAUACCCGGGAAGCUUUGGCUGCAGAAGAUAGAGAGGCCAAACUAAGAAAGAAAGUCACGGUAUUGGAGGAAAAGCUAGUUUCAUCCUCUAAUGCAAUGGAAAAUGCGAGUCAUCAAGCCAAUGUGCAGGUAGAAUCAUUGCAGGAACAGUUGAACAUGGUCUCCAAGCAGAGGGAUGAAACUGCACUGCAGCUUUCUGUCUCUCAGGAGCAAGUGAAGCAGUACGCUAUGUCAUUAGCCAACCUGCAGAUGGUUCUAGAGCACUUCCAACAAGAGGAAAAAGCUAUGUAUUCUGCUGAAUUAGAAAAGCAAAAACAACUUAUAGCUGAAUGGAAGAAAAAGGCAGACCAUCUAGAAGGAAAGGUGUUAUUUUUACAGGAGCAUUUGGAUGAAGCAAAUGCUGCUCUGGAUUCAGCAUCAAGACUUACAGAACAGUUGGAUGUAAAGGAAGAACAGAUUGAAGAACUUAAAAAACAAAAUGAGCUCCAACAAGAAAUGUUGGAUGAUGCACAGAAGAAAUUGAUGAACUUAGUAAACAGCACAGAAGGAAAAGUGGACAAAGUCCUUAUGAGAAAUCUCUUCAUUGGUCAUUUCCACACACCAAAAAAUAAGCGUCAUGAAGUGUUCCAGUUAAUGGGAAGCAUCUUGGGUAUUAAAAGGGAGGAAAUGGAGCAGUUGCUUAAUGAAGAUCAGGGAGGUGUCACUAGGUGGAUGACUGGGUGGCUUGGAGGAGGAUCGAAAAGUGUCCCCAACACUCCACUGAGACCAAAUCAGCAAUCUGUGGUUAAUAGUUCUUUUUCAGAACUUUUUGUUAAAUUUCUAGAAACAGAAUCUCAUCCAUCUAUUCCACCACCAAAGCUUUCUGUUCAUGAUAUGAAACUUCUAGGUUCACCAAGAAGGAGAGAACUAAAUUCAAAUGUAUCAGAAUCCUUGAAAGAUACAGCAGAAUCCAGGGCUGGUAGAAGAACAGAUGUGAGUGUAUUCUUGGCUCCCCGCUCUGCAGCGGUGCCUCUUGUUAACCCAUGUGGACUUGGGCCUGGUGCACCUGGCCAUCUUCUUUUGAAGCCCAUCUCAGAUGUGCUGCCCACAUUUACGCCUUUGCCAGUGUCACCUGACAACAGUGCUGGAGUUGUACUAAAAGACCUUUUAAAGCAAUAGGUGAUUCUCUAGCCAGAGAUGUUAAGCACUUUAAAGAAACCAUCAACACUAUGUGUAUAUACUUUAUCACAAAGUGGCCUUUUGGAAGAAGUCAUGCAUUUGUUUGCAGUUGUAAUUUCCCUAAAUUUAAUAAAAAUAUUCUUAGUUGCUUUAGAAAUUACAGGUGUCAGAGAAGAAAUGUUUGCUAUGUAAUCUACUUUUAUUUUCUUCUGGGGUUUAUUCUAACUUAACCUAGAAACAUUUUA
This is a messenger RNA of Fukomys damarensis (Damara mole-rat), 6461 nucleotides long. RefSeq names its product thyroid hormone receptor interactor 11 (gene Trip11). Gene Ontology annotation, molecular function: small GTPase binding. Gene Ontology annotation, cellular component: Golgi apparatus. Gene Ontology annotation, biological process: endoplasmic reticulum to Golgi vesicle-mediated transport; Golgi organization. Lineage: Eukaryota; Metazoa; Chordata; Mammalia; Rodentia; Bathyergidae. The transcript has 21 exons. Bases 334 to 6216 code for a protein of 1960 amino acids. The record is from RefSeq and is a predicted model, not a curated record.